UCCAAAAUGUCUGCACCCUGUUGAGGCCAGUGUAUUUAUUUUAUUGAUAUUAAUGCUGAUUUUCGAGAUUUACAGCAUAUUUGAGAAUUGAACUUCAGGCGCAAGCGAUGAAGAUGUGUUUUGCUAAGUUUUGGGCAACGCUGGUCGUAUGUAGCUCAUUAAUAUUGUCACAAAACGUUGGUUCCGUGAAACAACCACCGAAAUGUCCUUGUGCAGACGAAUCUUUAUGUCAGGCUCCAAUUGGACCUGAUCCAAACAGAAAAGAGGUAUUUAUCUUUGCCUUGUCAUCACAUAACUGGAAGCUUUAUGACUGGAGCAAAAUAACAACUGUCGUCAUGGUUGGUUUUUAUGAUGCACAGCUGAUGUGCCAUGCACAUAAGAAUAAUGCAAGAGCAGUGAAAAUCUCAAAUUUUCCACUCCAAAAUUUAACUGAAGAGCAUGAUAUUUCCAAAUGGGUGUCUCAGGAAUGGGAGUAUGUACAUGACCACUUUUUGGAUGGCAUAAACAUAGAUUUUGAGGAUCCUAUCCCCAAAGACAAUACGACAGUGCGGUUUGGUCUGAGGAUUGUAGUUGGACUCAGCUAUGUUUUAUUCAAAGAAGCCAAUAGUAGCUAUCAGGUCACUUUUGACAUAGCAUGGUCCCCUGACUGCAUUGAUGGAAGAUGUUAUGACACAGUUCCUAUGGCCAAUCUCACUGACUUCCUCUUUGUCAUGGCAUAUGAUGAACAAAGUCAAAUAUUUGGACCUGAUUGUGUGGCUGGACCAAAUUCAGGUUUACAAAAGACAAGUAGCGGAUUAAAAAGGUUCUUAGACUUGGGUAUUGACCCAAGUAAACUGGUAUUAGGGGUACCAUGGUAUGGUUAUAAGUACCCUUGUGUCAAAAGGUCACAAAAGAGUAAUCGAACCACCUGUUAUAUCAAACAUGUGCCUUUUCGAGGGGUGAACUGCAGUGAUGCAGCUGGGUCCCAGAUUAAUUACAAGGAGAUCAUAGAAAAUUAUCUUCCAGCUUCAAAAUCAGGAAGACAGUGGGAUGACAUUGCAAAGUCUCCAUUUUUCGAUUAUCAGGAUCCUGCUACCAAAAAAUGGUCCCAAUUCUGGUAUGAUGAUCCUGAGAGCCUGACAUACAAGUACAAAUAUGCCCAGAGCCUUGGUCUAAGAGGGGUUGGAAUGUGGAACGCUGAUACUUUGGAUUAUUCUGACACUGCAGAAGGGAAGAAACAGAGAGAUCAAAUGUGGGGUGCCCUUCCAAGUUACAAGAAACUAAAUGAGAAAAAGAAGACUUUGAUUCACUGAAUUUAUCUGAUAUGAUUUGCAACUGGCAAAGGCAACAUUGUAUCACAUACAAGACCAUUGUCAGAACCAAGUGUUUUUCAGCUGAAUUGAUAUUGUACCAUGUGAUAACUCCUGCUAACAUUUGUAUACCAGUAGAAAUUUUACCAAUCCUGCAGAAAAGCAUACAAGAUUUGAAAUUUCUUUCAAGUGCACAUGCAGAAAUAUAUAGUAAUUUUAUUUUAUUCAUUGUUUCUACAUAUACGCAUACAGGAGUUUUGUUUUUUGUACAAGUUUAUAAUAGAGGGAGAAAUCCUAUCCGUAUUGAACAUGUUCUGGUAUUUAUAUUAAUAUAUAUAUUUCAAUAUCAUUUUGUCAAUUUUAUUUGUAGAAUCUUUGAAAUCAUCCAUGUAAACUGAUUGUGGCAAAGGAUCAUAAAUGGAUCAAUAAAUUAUUACCAUGACCAUAAAUAUAUCUUUUUGAGAUGAUCAGGAAAAUAUGUUUAAACACCGUUUUGUAUGAAUGGUCGAGGUAAAAUUUUCAUUGGAUAUUAUGGAAAAAAAUUGAUCAGAAUCCCUCUAUUGGAAUAAUUUUCCACCAAGCCUUAAAGUUUUCUCAAGUUAAAUUUACAUUCCAAUAAAUUUCACAUUAAAUGUAUGCUCAAGUGUAUGAUUAUAAUAGUUGAAUGAGAUUUAUAUACUCAGUAGUACAUCAGCUGCGACAGUGUGCUAACUGAAAAGACUAGAAUCUAAAUUUUGAUUUUCUACUUUGUUUACAAAAUUAUAAGAUGAAAGUCUGAAAAAAAAAUACAUCCAAGUUAAAUACUUGCAUUAAGUGACAUUUUCCUUUUCGAUUUUGUGCAAAGAACAAUGCAAGCAAAAUGUUGGUUGCCAGUUACUUUGCCAAUGAAACAAGACAUCUGAAAAACACUGAUAAGAAUCACGUAGGUGAAGGAUAAUUGCAGUCCCUUUCUAUACCAUUUACGUGACAAUAAAUGAACCAGUGGCAUAUUUAGACUGCUUAUCACCACAAAUAACUUCAGUGAUUACUGAUUGAUAAAAAAUGUGACUGUCACUGUUUCAUUUACUGAUACUUUCUUCAUUUGUUGCUAGGACAACUACGACACAGUAUUGAUUUUAAGUUCCCAGGAAAGUAAAAAAAAAAAGGGAAAAUAAUUUUGUUAGGUAUUACAGCUGUUUAUUGUUUUAUGCCUCAGAAUACCACAUUACAAUGUAUACUUAACAUUCCAUUUAAUACCCUAAUAAAUUACAUGAAUUAUCAA
This is a messenger RNA of Lingula anatina, 2550 nucleotides long. RefSeq names its product di-N-acetylchitobiase. NCBI's taxonomy places the organism in Eukaryota, Metazoa, Brachiopoda, Lingulata, Lingulida, Lingulidae. Gene Ontology annotation, biological process: oligosaccharide catabolic process. Gene Ontology annotation, molecular function: hydrolase activity, hydrolyzing O-glycosyl compounds; chitin binding. The record is from RefSeq and is a predicted model, not a curated record.